AGGAUUCACUCCGAAGACUCACUCUGAAGCGCGACCGACCGUCUUCGGCGUCGAAUCCCGCACCGCCACUAAAACCCUAAAACUAAACCGUUUUCUUCUUCACCCCCAAAUCCCGUCCUAAACCCUGCCCUUGACCUCGAUCCGGUCCCCAUCCCUGCUCCUCGCCCUUCUCCCAUGGCGGCGGAGGUAGCCUCGGAUACCGUAAUGAAGUUGUAAUCUCCGACCGCUUAAAACCCUAGCCGUGAGCUCGAACCCGUCUUCCUGACCCGUUCUCCGCUUCUACGAUGGCGGCGGACGUAGCCUCGGAUUCCGAUCCCCUGAAUCCGUGCUGUGCCAAGCUUAGACAAAAGUUCUUGAAGUUGGAGGGAAGCAGGAACGCUCUCCGGCAAGCCGUGCAGAUCCUCGAGCAGCAGCUUAAUAAGCUUGAAAGCGAGAAUGCGAAUCUCAAAAAGGUAAAUCGGGAACAAGAGAAUGCAGAGUUUCAUAAAAGGUCAAAGGAAGAAGAAUCAAGUAUCAUACAUACAUUGGAGAAACAGAUUAAUGAAUUGAAGUCUGAGAUAAGUGCUUAUCAACAAAUGGAAACCAAAGAUCACAGUAACUCACUGGACACUCAUAUUGCUGAAAGGGAUGCAGAGAUAAAGAUGCUGAAAGAGAGUCUUGUUAAAGAGAAAAUGAGAGGUGAUGCCGAGAAAAAGAAGGCUGAAAUAGCGACGAAGAAAGCUGCAGAUGCAAAGAAGUUGCUGGAUAUGGAGAAGAGUAAAUGUGAUGAUGCAAGGAAGCUUGCUAAUGCUGAUAAAAAGAAAGCUGAGGAAGUUAGACUUUCUUUGGAAAAAUUUAAAACUGAAGUCAAUGAAGCCAGGGCCAAAUUAGUGGCAGAAAGAACCAAAGCGCAUGAAUUUGAUAAAUUAAUUGAAGAAGAAAAGCAGAAGACUAUUAUGGAAAAGAAGCGUGCAGAGUUAGAGAGGACAAAAGCUGAAGAGCUAAGUAAGAUUUUGGAAGUGCAACGUAGAGAGGCAAGGGACGAUAAGGUCCGUGUAGAACAUAUGAAGCAAAUGCUGGAGGAUGAGAAGCAACACAAAGAGAACUUACAAAGGAAGUUAGUAGAGAUUCUUUCGGAACGAGAAGCUGCAAGCGGCUGUCUAUGUUCUCGGGAUAAGAAAUUAAAGGGUGACACAAGCGCCAAACCUGCUGUUGUGAAAACCCUGAAAGAACAACUAAAGUUUGCAAAGAAGCAACUAAAGUAUGCUAAAAGAAUGACUAAGCUUGAGAAGGCGGAGAAAAAGCUUAUCAGCCAGCAAUUUCAUCUAUUGAAGCAGGAGUUUAUCCAACUCUCAUGCCACCUGAAGAUGCUCGGUGAUCAAAUAUCUCACGUAACUGAAGGUACACAUAGCCUUGGAAAGAUUGAGGAUCCUUUGAGAUACAAUUUGCAAAAUGUCAGCCUCGGUCUUAGGUGUUCGGAGAGAGAUUUUCAACUGGGAAACUGUUGCUGCAAGGGUUCAUUUCAUAUUCCUGGUUCAACGAGAGAAUGCUCUUGCUUCGCUGCAUCUGGACGACAGCAUGCAAGAAAAAUCACAGGUACUAAAUCUGAAGUGGACCCUCUGACUAGAGAUUCCAGUAGAAACAGGCCGCAGAGUUCUACAGUCUGUUCCACUUCCACAACUUGUCGUGAUAGAGAGUUGAUGGGCUCACAGGCAAUUGAUGCUACAUUCCUGGCGACAUCAUCUAAACUGGCGGAAGGCUUCUCAAGUCAUGGACUGAUCAUCCCAAAUGUACCACGUGCAGAUGCUGAGCAUGUACAUAAUAAAAUGACUGCAUCUGAAGCAAAAAAAACACAUAGAAGUUGCAUUAAAAAAAAAACACAUAGGAGUGGAUCUGUUUAUGAAGGAAACAAAUUCACAGAUAAGAUACAAGUUUGUGGUGGUGGGAAGAAAAGGAAGAUACAUGAUCCAAUGGCAUCUAUUACAUCAUUCUGUGAUAAGGACAAUCAAGUACAUUUGGUAGAGAGACAUUUUUCAGGGAAAAAUCUGAUGAGAACUAAAGGUGCCCCCCUCAAAGAAAUUUGCCACCAGAAUAGUGGAAUGUCUAAGAUCAUUAAUGCUUCAAGAGGUUUACGUACUGAAAUGCAUGGGAGUUUCAUGUCUGCAGAAGAUAGGCUGGGAAUUACACAUCUGCAACCUUCUAGUCAAGUUCGAAAGGAUGAAAUUGAUAUUGAUUGUUCCAUGCUACCAUGCUUCCCAUGUAAAUCCAAAAUUAGUGAAAAUAAUCCUUUAAACAUAAUAGAGGAGAUUCCUGCUGUUAGCAAUGAUCAAGCUGAUUUAGUUUUCCUUGAGAAUGGAACUCGUGAGGAUUGUAUGAAGCUACUGAUGUUGGAUGAUGUCGAUGAUGAGAGAAGAUACAGGGAAGCAAUUGAAAGACCUCUUUCACCUACUUUGCCUGUAAUAAAGUGUCCUGUCGUUGGGUUGAAAGGAGAGGACCAUUCUCACUAUUUGAUCAAGGAACAUUUCAGAGAGCCUACAAAUGACAAAGACACUUUUGAGACCUAUCACUGCUUUGAUGUAAUUAAUGGGGAAAUCAAUUCAAACAAGUUUGAGCUUGUAAAGCCAACACCUCCCGUAUUGAAAGAUAAUGUAGGUUCUGUUCAUGCAUCUGAAGAAUCAGAACUUAAUAAUGCACGUACAUUUAUGAGAGACUUAAACAAACAUGAGGAGCUGAAUAAUUUUGGACAUAACCAUGAGAAUAAUAUAUCUUCAGGUGCUGGAAAGGGAUUUGAUAUGAGGGAUAUAGAUGUCACAAUGAACACUACUGACUUCCCGCCAUCUAUCAUGAAGUUGCGAGAAAAUUUACAAGCUGAGCCUCUUGUCCAUCAUGUUAUUGAUCCAUAUGUUGCUUCUGCUUUAAAUGUUGGGAGCAAUGCUUCAACAAGGGAGAAUGACCAACAUUUGGCAUCAGGAAAUGACUCUCUUGGUGGUGAAAAAUCUUCUCAAACUGGCUGUCAUCAAACAUCAAAUCCUGGUCAAAUAGUAAGAAGUGAAAGUUAUGUUCAUGUAUCUGCCAAACAGGAGUUAGUAAAUCCACUUGGAGGCAAUGUUGGACUUGAGGAGACAACUGGGUUCUGUGAUGCCUUUUCAGAUACUGAGGAUGAAAAUAGUAUAUCACAUAUCAUUCAAGCUAGAAAUAACAUUGCAUCUGAGAAAACUGGGUGCUGUGUUGUCUUUUCACAUACCAAGGAUGAAGAUAGCAUAUCACGUAUCAUUCAAGCUAGAAAUAACCUUGCAUCUAAGAACUUUGGGAGAUCUCAAGUGGAUUGCAAUAUUGUGGAAGUCCUUCACUCCCUGGCAUUGGAGUUGGACCUUCAAUCAGAGGAAAAAGUAUGUGUUUUCUUUUCAUUGCUAUUGGGCAACAUUGCUGUUUCACUGUUUGCAAAUUCUGGAAGUAUAAUGGUUGAGAAUGUUUUACAGUUCACAAAAUCUUUUGCAACAGAGACUAGUAAAGUGAUUUCGGAUGCAACAGCUUGCCAGUAUUUUUCAGAAAUUUGCCAGUUAGAUAUCUUAUUGCACCUAAUUGACGAUUUUCUAAUAACAAGAAGGAUUAUGGUGUGUAAUGGUAUGGAGUCAGAGCAGACAUGUUCUUCACCUCUAUCUAGCAAAUCUUAUCAGUUGAAUGGGCAAAACGUGACCGAGGCAGCUGCUAAAACUUAUCAGCUAAUAGCUGCAAGCAUCUUAUCGGCCUCUAUUUGUGCAGUAUUUGACCAAAUUGGUUUUCUUCUUGAAGUUUCUUAUAAAGUUCUUUGUCUGUGUAAACAUGAUACAAAUUGCAAUUUGUUGAUGCUGCACAUUUUUGCUUUUGCAAUUGGUGAGAAAUUUUUUACCAUGGAGAAAUUCAAUUUUCAUGUGAGUGCCAUAAAGUCAGUGGUUUCACUGCUUGAGAGUGGACAUCAUUCACUUCUGUCUUUUUGUUCAGCUUCUGAUGUGGACAUCUGUUUUUCACCUUGCAAGCAAUGUCCUUUUUCCAAAGAUGCAGUUUGUACAGAAAAAAAUGUUUCCAUGCUGAUGGACAUAUUACAAGAUUCUUUUGCUGGGAGUUCAUCUGUGGGAUAUUCAUUUACCUCAUCAUUGUACCCACUAUCUGAAUCCAAUCCUCGACUUAAAGAAGGUAUUUGUUGUUCAAGAGAACCUGAUAGUUUGGGUGGUCAGUGUGAAGCAUCAUGUGUGUUAUUCAAGUAUGGAGAUUAUGCAGUUGAUUUUUUGAACUAUACUUCCAAGAGGGCCCUUUGCUACUUCGUUGAUAUUGUUUCUGUUGUUGAGCUAUUUGGUUGCUACAUGAAUUGGAAAUGGAUAUCUGACAAUCUUCUUUUGCGCCUUCUGAAUAUGCUGGAAUCAUACCCACCAAAUGAAUUUUCAGCUGCGGUUGUUGUGCUGGUUGGGCAACUAGGAAGGUUUGGGGUUGAUUCGGGAGGGUAUCAGCAGAUUGGGGUUCCACAACUGAGAAACAAGCUAUCUUCUCUGCUUGAUACAUAUGCAAAGGGAAGAAGCAACCUUCCUGAUCAACUUGCUGUUGUUGGUGCUCUGGUUAAUCUUCUUCCCGUUAGUUUCGAAGAAAUAAUCAAUGGGCGCCUUGAACAUCCAGUUGACACUAGUCAUUCUCACCAAAUCGAACCAGUAAAGCAGUGGUUUUCUAACCUGGACAAGAAACUGCAAAUUUUGGUAUCAAAUUUCUUUGGACAUGCUGAUCUAUAGCAACUCUGUUUCUUCUUCCUAAUCAACUUGCCGUUGUUGGCUCUCUGGUUAAUCUUCUUCCCAUUAGUUUCGAAGAAAUAAUCGACAGGCCCCUUGAACAUCCAGUUGACAUCAAGCAAGAAACUGCAAAUUUUGGUAUCAAACUUCUUUGGACAUAUGCUGAUCUAUAGCAACUCUGUGUCUUCUUGUGUGUCACAUGAUCCAUGCAUUCAUUCACUUAACUCAUCCAAAGUGUAGUUCCUGAUUUGAUGAGUUUUGCUGCUUCCAUUACUCCAUCAUAGUAACUAAUUUUGAUAAUGCUGUACAGAUAUAUUAUUUAUGCUGCUGGGUGCAGUUUUUUCCUUGGCAAUCUAACAUCUGUUGUCACUUUGCAUCAUUAAAAUUGUAGCUGGAGUUUUUUAGUAAAGCAAAAAACAUGUGGAUGUAUUAAUUCUUGCAUGAUUAACCAA
Musa acuminata AAA Group (dessert banana) is the source of this 5185-nucleotide messenger RNA. RefSeq lists its product as uncharacterized. The record is from RefSeq and is a predicted model, not a curated record. NCBI's taxonomy places the organism in Eukaryota, Viridiplantae, Streptophyta, Magnoliopsida, Zingiberales, Musaceae. The coding region runs from base 285 to 4736 and encodes 1483 amino acids. The transcript has 9 exons.